This is a messenger RNA of Rhea pennata, 2730 nucleotides long. RefSeq names its product PML nuclear body scaffold (gene PML). Gene Ontology annotation, molecular function: ubiquitin protein ligase activity; zinc ion binding. The transcript has 9 exons. NCBI's taxonomy places the organism in Eukaryota, Metazoa, Chordata, Aves, Rheiformes, Rheidae. Gene Ontology annotation, biological process: protein monoubiquitination. Gene Ontology annotation, cellular component: PML body. The record is from RefSeq and is a predicted model, not a curated record. The coding region runs from base 57 to 2396 and encodes 779 amino acids.
ACGAAAGCGAGAGCAAGGAGUCCAAGGGUGACCAGUGGCCUGCUCCCCGGAGCCGCAUGCCCGACAGCCCUGACGCCCCUCUUCCAGCCCCCCGGGCUCCGAGCCCCCCGGGCCGGCCCCCCCCGGCAGGAGGAGACAGACACGGAGCUGCUGCCCACAUGGAAACAAGCCACCAGGCAGGAACGUCCCUUUGUCCCCCUCCGUCCUGCUCGCAGACACUGGAGGAGGAAUUCCGGUUUGUUCUCUGUGAGGGCUGCCAACAAGAAUCGCCCAACCUCAAGCUCCUCACCUGUCUCCACACCUUGUGCCUCAACUGCCUCAGCGAGAACAAGCCCGUCGGCCAGUGUCCCGUGUGCCGGACCACCAUCCCGCAGGCCAGCGGCAUCCCCGACCGGGACAACCUGCUAUUCACCAGCCUGCAGGCCAGGUUGAAUGUCUACAAGAAGAUCAUCAACAGCAGUGGCUUAGACUGCAGCCGGUGCUGGAAGGAGGCAGCAGCGAUCUGGUGCUCUGAGUGCGAGGAGUUUCUCUGCCUCACCUGCUUUGAGGCCCACCAGUGGUUCUUCAAGAAGAGGAGCCAUGAGGCCAAGAAGGUGGAGGAGCUGAGGGCAGAAUCAGCACACCAGUUCCUGGAAGGCACGAGGAAAUCCUGCAGCCUCUUUUGCUCCAGUCCUGGCCACACUGACCAGGGCCACAUCACCAGCAUCUACUGCAAGAGGUGUGAGAAGCCCCUAUGCUGUUCGUGUGCGCUGCUGGACAGCAAACACUCCCAGUUCUACUGCGACAUCCGAACUGAGAUCCAGCUGAGGCAGGAGGAGCUGCGCACCAUGAGCCUGGAGCUGAAGCAGAGGAAAAGUGGCUUUGAAGAUGCCUACAAGGUUCUGCAGAAUGAGGCGGCCCGCCUAGAGCAGGUGAGCAGUGAGACUCGGGAGCAGAUCCAGCAGCGCGUGGAGCAGCUGGUGCGGCUGAUCCGGCAGGAGGAAGAGGAGCUGCUGGGGCUGGUGGAGAUGCGGCGGGAGCAGGGCCACCGGGAGCUGGUGGGGGAGCUGCAGCGCGUGGAGGGCGUGCUGCGACGUAUGGAGGCCGGCGAGCGGCUUGUGGAGAAGAUGAGCCUCUACGCCACGGAGCAGGAGGUGAUGGACAUGCAGCCCUUCAUCAAGGACUCCUUGGAGGAUCUGCGGAGGCUGCAGCCCACGGUGGCCGGGGGCCGAGUGCAGGCUGCCGGGGAUUUUGCCGAGUGCAGAAGCAGGCUCCAGGCACUGGUGGCACGAGUGACCGGGCAGACAGGUGCUGCUUCCCAGGCUGUCCCUGUGGUUGAUGUGGCCCCUGAGAAUGACUUGCAAGAGGAGCCAGACCAGCUUGGGAGCCAAGGGAUUGUGCCCACCUUCACAAUUAGCCUCGGGGACAUGCAGGCAAGCACGGCUCCCCUCACCACCACACAGCCCAAGUGGAGGUCACGCCACAUGGAAAAAGGCUGCCAGAGAUCGCCCAAGCUGCUGAAGCUGGAGUGUGACAACAGGCCAGUACCCAGCAAUUCCAGUUCAAACCAGUGGGAUGGCAGGGCGGGGCCCAGCAGUUCCACGCCAAGCCAAAACUGCAGCAGCAUCCCUGCCACCGAGGCCUCUAGGAGCCGUGCUGAUGACACAGAAGUUACCAGCAUCAUCAUAUGCAGCUCAGAGGACAGCGAGGAAGAAACUGUGGUCUUUAGCGAGCCCUCCAGGAGCAGCACUGCACACCACAGCACUGAUUCUGCCAGCCCCUGGGACCAUGGGCCAGGGCUGAGCACCUUGGUGUUCUUCGACUUGAAGGUCGACCAGAAAACUCAGCAGAUCAUGCAGAUAGCGGCAGCCAACGGAGAUCACACCUUCAAGGCUCUGAUCCGGACGCCCGAGUCAGUGCUCACACUGCUCUCUCAGGGCAUCCCCUUGGAGACAGCAAUAGAGCAGCUCCUCUGGUACCUCCACUCCAUCCCCAGGCCCAUCCUGGUCGUCUAUAACUUUUGGGCACCAGAGCUGCCUGCUCUUUUUAAAGCUCUGGAUGCCACAGCCAGGAAAGUGGACUUCUGCCACGCUGUGGGUGGUUACUUGGACAUGUUGCCCAUCAUCAGAGAGAAGUUUCCCACGGCAUCUUCCUACAAGCUGAAGAACCUGCUGGGAAAACACUUUCAGCAGAAGCUGAAUGAAGGCAGUGCCCUGGCAACAGUAAAGGCACUGCAGGGUCUGGCUGAAGCCCUGGAGCUGUUUGCCUGCCCUGACCCAGGGCCCAUGUUGACACACUGCAACUUGCAGAGUUAUACAAUCCUGCAGACCCUGAUGCAGGAAAAACUCCUCACCAAGAGAGCUGCCAAGAUCCUGGCCAGGCGCAACCUCAUCCUCUGGGAGCUGGAGCAGGUAUAGGCAGCGGAGGGCCCUGAAGUUGCUACGGUACCAGAGCUAUGGACCGCAAUGUGAACUGACCAGGUCUCCAGCUAACCUCAUCUCAGAUGCUUUCUCUGGCUUCCUGAAGAGCCACCAAGGAUGCCUAGCUUCUACUCAGAGCUGCUCAGGCAUCCCCCACGCUGCAGUUUCCAGCGUCUUAUGCAUUAACCAGGGUUCACUCUUCUCUGCAAAUUCCUGACCCCUUCCAUUCCUGACAUGAGACAUAAGAGGGAUCAGGGCUCCAGGUCAGCUCUAAAGGGAAUAAACAACCUCAUUGAAUUAAUAUCUAUAAAAUAAAUUAUAAUAUGCAGGA